GCUCUUGAUAAACAUUUCCAUGUUGAGGAAAGACAAUUUUGUGUUUUAAUUUUACUUCGUGUACUUCAUAAUCAAAAUUGGGAAACCUCGACGAGUAAGAUUAGCAGUAUUAUUUUACGAACCAAUUAAGAAACACGCUGAAAUGAAAUAAAAUAGAAUAUCAUCUGAAAAGAAGAAAAAUGUCGGGAAAGCGAGUGAAAUUAGAUAAAAUAUUUGCUCGAUCCUUCGCAAUAUCCUGUGUGGUAAUUCUUGCUGUGGCCAGUCUUAUUAUCCUGAGUAACCAACACUUGCCUAGCCAAGUAGUUGCAUUCGUACGGUCGCUGGCGUCCGGGGAAGAUCGACUUGGCAUUAACCAAUCAGAAAGCGACAUAGACUCCGAUCUCGAAGACGACGGUCCUCGACUUCCCACCGACGUCGUACCGAAAGCCUACGACAUCAACAUAGCGGUGAACUUAUCGACGAUGACGUUUUCGGGCGAAGUGAAAAUUAUCGUUUUGUGCAAAGUGCCGACAGACAAAAUAGUUCUUCAUGCAAAACAUAUGGCGAUCACUAAAACCAAUGUCACCAAAGCUAAGUCAGGGAAAUUACUGGAGAUAAAGAGCAAGUAUAUGAAACCAAAAUACGAUCAUUAUGUUAUAGAACUUGAACAGGAGUUACAGAAACACAAAAAAUACGUAAUCAUUAUGAAAUAUUCGGCAAACAUAUCAAAGUCCUUGGAUGGUUUCUAUAAAAGUUAUUACACGACAGAACUUGGAGAGAGAAGACCGUUGGUUGCGACAAAGUUUGAGGCGAAUAACGCACGCAGAGCACUUCCAUGUUUCGACGAACCAGCCCUGAAGGCAAAGUUUACGAUGCACAUCUCCCGUGAUCCGACUCACCAAUCUUUAUCCAACAUGCCCAGGAAUAGAGAAGAGCGAAAACGCGUCGAUCUGGUGAUAGACCACUACGACACCAGCCCGCCCAUGAGCACCUACACCCUGGCCUUCCUGGUGCAUGAUUUAAAAUACCAAGAGACGACAACUGCAUCGGGAGUAAAGAUGCGUGUGUAUGCUCCUCCAAAAGACAAAGAUAAACUUGGCUUCGCAUUGAAUAUUUCAUCCCUGACUUUGACAUUUUACGAAAAGUUGCUCGGAUCAAAAUUUCCGUUGAAGAAACUUGACUUGGUAGCGAUGCCAGACUUUGCUAUGGGAGGAAUGGAGAAUUGGGGCCUGAUCACUUUUCGUCGUGAAUUUCUUGUUUACCAUGAUAACUUCAUAUCAGUUUUCACUAAGGAGAAAAUGAUGAAUGUGAUUUCCCACGAGCUGGCACAUAUGUGGUUUGGUAAUUUGGUAACGAUGAAAUGGUGGGAUGAUUUAUGGUUGAACGAAGGAUUUGCGACGUUCUUUGCAUAUUUGGCAUGUUAUAACAUUGACAAGGAGACUGACCAGUUGGCCUUGUCAACAAUGAGAUGGGAAAAUGCACUGGAGGAGGAUGGGAAACAAAGUACAAUUCCUCUAGUUCACGCGAUAUCACAACCAAAAUACAGAGAAACCGUUUUUUCUAGUAUUUAUGGCAAGGCACCAAUGAUUUUAAAGAUGUUGAUGAACACGCUUGGUAAUUCUGCCUUCUUAGAGGGUUUGAAGAUAUAUCUUCGUGAAAACAAAUAUGGAAAUGUUGAAUCUGCAGAUCUAUGGACGGCUCUGAGCAAGGUUGGCAAACGCCUUGAUUUAUCGCGAUUGAUGAAAUCAUGGAUGGAAGAGAAAAGUUUUCCUAUUGUCACACUGAAGCGUUUAAAAGGACCCGAAAAAGAUUUGAUAUUGGCCAAGCAAGAAAGCUUUCUAGAACACAAACUACGGCCAUUAUUCAACGAUAAGCCAGAUAGUAAGACGAUUGGAAACAAAUCUUCAGAACAAAGCGACUACAAAGAAUGGCAAAAAAUAUCAGGAAGCUUGUGGCAUAUUCCCCUGACCUACACUGUGCAAUCAACGGCAUUUAAAGAAUACACUGUUUGGUUGGAUAAAAAAUGGGAAAAGCUGAGUGUUUUAGAUCCAGUGGGCUGGAUCAAGGCAAACGUACGUGCAAAUGGAUAUUACAUCGUCAAUUACGACAAAGCGAACUGGAUAAAACUCAUCAAACAAUUAAAAAAUUACCAUGUGGUGUUUUCACCAUCAGAUAGAGCCGGUCUCAUCCACGACGCUUUUGUCUUAGCAUGUGAAGGUAUACUGGAGGCAACCAUUCCUCUGAAACUUAUCAUUUACAUGCCAAAAGAAGAUCAUUUUGUUCCGAUGAAAAUGCUCCGACAAAAAUCAAAGUGUUUAGAAAAGCACUUUAAAACUGCUAGUUUAAGAAAACUCUACAAGGAAUACAUAUGGUAUUUACAAGAGCAUUUAUUGGAAAAACUUGGCUUGGAGGACAAAGGAGGAACAUUAGACCAGAUGAAUCGUUACUAUGCUAUACAACAAGCAAUACAUCACAGACCUCGCGUCAAGAAGAAGUUCGAGAAAAUAUUCAGGAAUAUGAAAAAAAGCAAAGAUUUUGGGGCAACACCAAAGAAUGCGAGUCCGAAUAUUCGACGCUUGGCUUUGGAACAUGGUUUUAAUAAACAGGACCCAGACGACUGGGAGUAUUUGUGGAAUUUGUACCAGAGAUCACCUUGCGAUGCAGAUAGAAGAUUCUUGAGAAGUUCCUUGGUUUCGUUUGACAAACCUGAUCUAUUUACGAAGAACUUACACAACACUUUGGAGAUGACAAAGAUUCGCUCUCAAGACAGUCUUUCUUGGUUAAAGGAGCUUGAGUCUAACUCGACAAAAGACAAAGUUUGGAAUUUUGUCAAAAGCAAUUGGAAAAUCAUAAAGGAAAGGUUCGAGAAUGCUCCAAUGCUGGAUGAACUCUUGAAGAGCAUUGUAAGAAACUUUCAAACAGAUGACAAGCUGACUGAGGUUAAAGAACUUAUCCGGUCAAUCGACGACAAGGAUUUGUUGGAAGAAGUACUGAAAGAUAGCGGCAACAGAAAAAGUCAAACUAACAAUGAUCAUGACGUGGAAAUUAAGAAAACUACAAAACACAUUAAUACGGAAAAGGCAGCGAAGUGGCUAAAAAGAUAUAUGAAAAAGAUAAGAAAACUAAGACAUUAACACUAAAUAUAGUUCAAAAAUCUUUUGAUAUUUUUAGACACUUAAUAUUCAUAUAGUAUGUUUUAUCUGAUUAGUUUAUAACCCCGUGUUACCCCU
Dendronephthya gigantea is the source of this 3209-nucleotide messenger RNA. RefSeq names its product endoplasmic reticulum aminopeptidase 1-like. Gene Ontology annotation, biological process: peptide catabolic process; proteolysis. The transcript is spliced from 19 exons. The record is from RefSeq and is a predicted model, not a curated record. Gene Ontology annotation, molecular function: peptide binding; zinc ion binding; metalloaminopeptidase activity. NCBI's taxonomy places the organism in Eukaryota, Metazoa, Cnidaria, Anthozoa, Malacalcyonacea, Nephtheidae. Gene Ontology annotation, cellular component: cytoplasm. Bases 180 to 3113 code for a protein of 977 amino acids.